This is a messenger RNA of Trypanosoma rangeli, 429 nucleotides long. RefSeq names its product protein kinase domain. Gene Ontology annotation, molecular function: protein serine/threonine kinase activity; ATP binding; protein tyrosine kinase activity. Lineage: Eukaryota; Euglenozoa; Kinetoplastea; Trypanosomatida; Trypanosomatidae. Gene Ontology annotation, cellular component: cytoplasm. Gene Ontology annotation, biological process: peptidyl-serine phosphorylation; peptidyl-threonine phosphorylation. The transcript has a single exon. The record is from RefSeq and is a predicted model, not a curated record. Bases 1 to 429 code for a protein of 142 amino acids.
AUGCUGCAGGUCUUCGCGGAGGUCAACGUAACCCACGCCGACCUGAAGCUGGAUAACAUGGUCCUUGUGGAUCGAAGCCCGCAGGAUGCUGUCUUUUCCCCCGAACUUGAGCUGCGAAUGUUUCUAGAGGAGAAGGCACGGAACGGCGUAGGCGUGGACGAGGAGCAAGAGUGUAGAAACUCUUUGGUGCCGAAUUUCGUCAAGACUGCAUAUUCAUUGCAGAAUUGGACGAAGUAUGGCGCAGCGCCUCCUGCAGAAGUGGAAUCGGAUGUGGAGGAUGUUGAUGUGGUCACCUCGCGUGUAGCACUCAUUGGUUUUGGUGCGGCCUAUGUGGGCAACUCUUGUCUCUGGCGGACGCAGACCACCUUCUGUCGUGCUCCGGAGGUGGUUUUGCGCCUUCGUUACGACCCCGCUAUCGACAUGUGGUAG